AUGGCAGAUGAAGAAGAAGAAUGGCGAUUCCCCAACCACUAUUUCCAAAAAUGCUCGCAACUCGUCGGCUUAAUUGCAACUCUCGUCUUCCUAUCGAUAGUUAUCUACACUUUUCUGAAAUCACCGAAAAUCUAUGCGCCUUCUGGUAUUAAGGAGUGCGAGCGUGCCGUCUACAGAGCGCAAAUCGAAAUGGAUCACAUCGAGUUCGAGGAUUACGUCUCUCCCGACUUCAAAGCUCAAUUUCCUCGCUUCUUCCUGGUUCAAUAUAUAAUGGACGGUGUCGGACCGGAUGAUAAUUACCCAGAAAAACGAAAAGUUCGCGCGCCACAAAAACGACGCGAAGUCCCCGUAUUCAUCACUCCCGGUCGUGGCGAUUUGGUGGAUAGUCAUCUAUUACUCGCGAAAAUCGUCACGGAUCUCACAGAGCGCAAGGAUUAUUACUUCCGCUUCUAUGCUGUUCAUUUGCACGCUGAAGCGGCGCACUGGUCAUGGCCACACUAUCGGCGAAUCCGGCUGUAUACUGAAAUGGCGUAUGAUUAUGUGCAGAAAUUGUAUCCGGGACACAAAAUGAUAAGGAUUUGUCAUGCGUUCGGGGGCCCUGUGGGGUUUGCUAUCCCAAUGUCUCAGUAUUCGAUGAUUGAAACAUAUGAGAAACUCAAUCGCGACCCUGCUGAUCUACCGGAUCUUUUUAUUUUCGAAUCUGUACCCACGGAUCUUCCUGGGUACUAUGAAAAGCCUAUGCAAGAGAUGGUGAGGCUUAGUUCUAGAGAUUGGGCGAAAAAUCAAGCCAACUACUCGCUCGGAAUGGUUUCAUUCGACGCUGGCUAUGACGACACCACUGUUGAUCCAUCUUGGCUGAAACUCAGAUAUUUCAGUCCGAUACCGGUUUGGACGAUUGACGGGGUACCGGAUAACGGGUUGACGACGGAGAAUAUGCUCACUUGUAAACCGGUGUUGAGCCAGAUCGCCGAGCUUUUGAUUUCAUACGCUGAGAAACAGGCGAAUGAGACGGGAGCUUCGAUUGCGAAGGCGUUUUAUGAGAAAUGGGAGAAAAAGAUGCAGGCGACGUUGCCGGAUGGAUGGGAGAAAGAUCCGAAAGAUCCGAGGGCUGUAUUAACAUACGGGAUGAAAGUUCAAUUUCCCUUCAAUGAAACCAUCUGGUUGGAUAUAUCUACAGAUCGAGCCGAACACUUUUAUUUGAUGAUCACUGGAUCCUGCUUGUCAUCUGCUACUCUGGUCCGUCAAAACAAAUACGUCAUUCGAAAAGAAAAACAGGUGGACUCGAAUCUUAUCGAAUUUGGAAUUUUUCAAGUGAAAAAGUUUGAACCAAUGAAAUUAUUACUGGAAUCGAAUGGCGAGUGUAAUGUGGAGAUUUCGUACGCUCCUCACUGGUUAAUCGUCGGCAUUCAUCGCUUUUAUUAUUCAGUCGUCACCGAUCCUCACUAUUUCUGGGUUGGCGCUCAAAUUGUGUCAAUCUAUUUGUUCGUUUUGGAAAGUGACAGACGAUCAUUCCGGCUGGAACAUCACUUUUAUUUAUAUAUUGCGUUUAUGCUGGCUGUUAGAUAUCAUAUGUUCGAUAGAUUUGGAUUUGAACGAUCUGGAGCGGGAAUCGUUCUCGGUGGUGGUUUCGCGUUGACGCUGCACUAUUUUGCCAGUUUUGUCGAUGAAUUCUACUUUAAUAGGCAUUUAAAACGGAAUCUGGACAGCUACACAACUCCCCAUUAUCGGAACAACUUCUUCAAAUAUAUGAUAAUUUCUGUCAUUGCCCAUAUCCACUCAUCGUCAGUUGGUGCCGCCGUCGCCGUGAUUCUCUUCAGUGUCUCAAGUCGUCUAUUCCUGACCGUUCCAUUCAUCCUCUCUCAUCUUCCCAACUUCUACGCAGCCUAUGAUUCCUCGGCGGCUUUCUCACCGGAACGCCGUCAGAUUUGGGUUGGAUGCGCCAUGUGUGUCACUGGAAUUUGUGCAAUCGGACAUUUCGCCUCGUCGCAACGAUUGGCUCCACAAGCGACUCGAGAAAUUGUGCAUGCCUUUGCGUUUGCCUGUUUCAUUUGCCAGAUCUUCAUGGCACACAAAGUUUUGGAUUUUCACUACGCGACGGGAUUCUUCGUGUUGGCAGUCAAUCACUACGCGCCGAACCAUGUGCCGGACGCCAUUUUUCAGAAGAAUCUGGAUUUGAAUCGAUUGGAGAGGGAAUAUGAAGAGCUUGGAGACAAUCUGGAGAGGAGAAUUCGACGAAGAUUUUGA
Caenorhabditis remanei is the source of this 2244-nucleotide messenger RNA. RefSeq lists its product as uncharacterized. The transcript is spliced from 5 exons. The record is from RefSeq and is a predicted model, not a curated record. Lineage: Eukaryota; Metazoa; Nematoda; Chromadorea; Rhabditida; Rhabditidae. The coding region runs from base 1 to 2244 and encodes 747 amino acids.